AUGCCACCCAAAAGCUCGCCCAACUCAACAUUCAAAAAUCGUGAAAAACCACAAGAAGUGCGUAAAGCUAACAUUAUAGCGGCUCGUGCUGUGGCAGACGCCAUCCGUACUUCUUUGGGGCCUAAGGGUAUGGACAAGAUGAUUAAGACUGCUCGCGGAGAGGUGAUCAUCUCGAAUGACGGACACACAAUUCUUAAACAAAUGGCCAUUUUGCAUCCGGUGGCCAAAAUGCUGGUCGAAGUUUCUGCUGCUCAGGACACAGAAGCCGGCGACGGAACCACGUCUGUAGUAAUUUUGACGGGAGCUCUUUUGGGAGCCGCCGAGAAGCUGCUCAAUAAAGGCGUGCAUCCAACAAUCAUCGCGGAAUCGUUCCAAAGAGCCGCCAGAAGAUCGGUCGAAAUUCUGGUAGACAUGUCCCAAAAAAUCUCGCUUAAAGACAAACAAGCGCUGGUACGCGCCGCAGCUACGUCCCUGAGUUCCAAGAUCGUUUCACAACACUCAUCGUUUUUGGCCCCAUUGGCAGUCGACUGCGUUCUGAACAUCACCAAUGAGGAGAGCACAAAUGUCGACCUUUCCGAUAUACGUCUUAUCAAAAAGGCUGGUGGAACCAUCGAUGAUACAGAAAUGGUUGACGGUGUGGUAUUAACUCAGAACGUGGUGAAAACUGCCGGCGGUCCCACCAGAAUCGAAAAGGCUCGCAUUGGUUUAAUCCAAUUCCAAAUCUCACCUCCUAAGCCUGAUACCGAAAACAACAUUGUGGUCAAUGACUACAGACAAAUGGACAAAAUUUUGAAAGAAGAACGUGCAUACCUGCUGAAUAUUUGUAAGAAAGUCAAAAAGGCCAAGUGUAACGUGCUACUGAUCCAAAAGUCCAUUCUAAGAGACGCUGUCAAUGAUUUAGCACUUCACUUCUUGUCCAAGCUAGGAAUUAUGGUUAUUAAGGAGGUUGAAAGAGAUGAAAUUGAAUUUUUAUCUAAGAGUUUAAACUGUAAGCCCAUCUCAGACCCAGAGUUUUUCACCGAAGACCGCCUGGGGUCUGCAGACCUCAUUGAAGAGAUUGACAGUGAUGGAUCCAAGAUUGUCAGGAUUACCGGCGUCAAAAACAACGGUGCCAGCCCAACGGUAUCCGUUAUCAUUCGUGGUGCUAAUAACGUCAUUCUAGAUGAGACGGAGAGAUCUCUUCACGACGCACUGUGUGUCAUACGUUGUUUAGUAAAAGAAAGAGCAUUGAUUGCGGGUGGUGGUGCCCCCGAAAUUGAAGCCUCCCGCACCUUAAUGAAAGAGGCAAGAUCCUUGCAAGGUGUAGAAGCCUUUGUGUGGCAAGAAUUUGCCUCUGCUCUAGAGGUCAUUCCAACGACACUGGCCGAAAACGCCGGUCUUUACAGCAUUAAAGUGGUGACCGAGCUCCGCACCCUUCAUGAAAAUGGUGAAAAGAACGCCGGUAUCUCAAUUCGCAGAUCUGGUACUACAAACACUUUCGAUGAGCAUGUCUUACAACCGCUUUUAGUUAGCACAAGCGCAAUCACAUUAGCAUCUGAAUGUGUGAAAUCCAUCUUGAGAAUAGACGAUAUUACGUUCAGUCGCUGA
Messenger RNA from Lachancea nothofagi CBS 11611, 1587 nucleotides. The record is from the annotation of a GenBank genome assembly. NCBI's taxonomy places the organism in Eukaryota, Fungi, Ascomycota, Saccharomycetes, Saccharomycetales, Saccharomycetaceae.